GCUAUAGUCUUUACUUAACCUAACAUUAAAUGUGCAUUUUACUUGAAAAUAUGUACAUUUGAAAUCUAAUUUGAAACAAAGAAAUAAACUUUUUUUUUUAAUCUUUUUUAUUUUUAUAAAAUAUGUUAAUAAAAGUUAUAUUCUUUACGAUAGUUUCAAUGUAUGUAUGUAAAAAAAAUUAAAUGUAUAUGUUGAUAUAUAUUUAAUAAUUGUAAUCUUUUAUAAAAGAUAAUAUAUUAAAAAGAAUGUACCUCACAGUAAAAAUAUAUACUAUUUUCUAUUUUUAUUCAUUUCGGCGAGUGUGUCGCGUACUGACGCGACGUGCGAUCAAAAAUGAACAAUUGCUUGAAAUGUAGGAACCUUACUUUUCGUAAGCAUUACCGACGGUAUAGUAAUCGUGGCGCCACAUUGUGGCCAAAGACAGCAAUACAGGCUACAUCUAGAUAAGUCGUAACAGGGGAAAAUGUCUCGCAGGUAUCUGGUUUGACGAACCACGAUGCGUGCGAGGUGUAUGUGUGUGCGUAUCGUGUGAAUUUUCGCAGGUGGUGAUUUUUCGUGCAGAACGAAUAUCCGAGAUUUGCCGGUGGACGGACGCUAGUCGAAACAAGGAGACGCGAGUUCGAGGCGCCGUGAUCGUGGGGCGUAUCCCAAAAUCGUGGGGGAAAAACGGCCCUGCUUUCGUUCAGUAAACUUCGUCGCGAUACGUGCGUUGAGUUUUAUCGUGCCCCGUGAGAAAAUCGUGAUCCUGCAAAAAAAAGUCGAGUGAGAACAAAUCGAAAAGGUUGGAUAUCAACGAGUCGAAGGAUGUCGCUUUGACAUGACGAAUACCGAGCUGAUUCAGUUUUCCGAACGACGUCGAAUCGCUUUGUAAUGAAAUUUUUGAAAUUUUAAAAAUUUUAUUGUCAAACAAAUAACCUUCGCACAACUGUCAAACCUUUUUUGUUAUCGUCGGACGCCUUACUUUGAAUCACUGCCAAUGUGUAACCCGGCUAACGAUUCUUACGUACAAAAGUUAGGUUAUCUGCAACUUGGGGAUGAACCCACUGACGCCGGUGGUGCUUCGGGUACCGGUAGGGUCACGGGAUCACGACCUGAGGCCCAGGUGCCCGUGUCAAGGAAUACCGUAAGCAGAACAGAUAUCAGAGGGCCUGGUAGACCAGUUGGUGCUAUUGAAAGUUUCAUUGAAAGCAAUGCUGAGACUUGUAGACAGUCGGCAGCUGAUUAUAAGUUGUAUGAACGUGAAAACAUAAUAGCUGCAUCAAGAUUUCCCACACCAAAACCUGUGGAGCAGAUCAGUGCUCAACAACAACAAAAUCAAAAUCGUAUGAGUCAUCAACAAGCACCAGUAUAUGAAAACAUUGACUAUUAUCCGCAACAAACUCAACCUCAUCCUCCAUAUUAUCAUCCAGUGGAAUCCAGAAAGAGUCCUAAGAGUAGUCCUAGGGGAUCUUUAGCAAGCGAAUCUUAUGAACCUACUUUUAGAAAAGCACAGCCACAGGUACCUACUGGAAAUCGAUAUCAGUCUGCGUCACCAGCAAAAGAAUUACCUCCGUAUGAGGCACCUCCUGUAUAUGAAAAUAUUCAAGAAGUACAUUUCCCAGAAAAUACACAAAAUAAACCAGGUCCUCAGGUUCCACCAAAUUAUUACCAUCCAGCAACAAUUAAUGGUGGUGAUUAUGUUGUCAUGACUGGCAAAGUAGGUCAAUCACAAAGUCAAAGAGGUGUGACGCAAAGUUUAUCAUAUACACAACAAAGGGGAAGUAACAUACGUGGCCAAAGCUAUGACAGCUCUAGUUUACAACGCUGUGUAGAUUCUACAUCAAGGUAUUUACAAGGAUCUUCCUCAUCUUUAGAUCAUCAAGCUGGUAGAAGUGCUUAUGUUCCGCCGUCUGAGCUACAAACACCAACAAGAAACUUUAAUUAUAAUUCUGAACAACAGCAACAACAUUCUCCUAGAUCUGGACUUCCUUAUCACAGUGAGUCUCCACCAAUACGCUUACCACCAGAGCCACAUCAUUAUCGUGGAUCUUUGGAUAGUUCAAUGAGUGGGCAGCAUGGAUUUAGAGCAUCGAAUCAUAUAGAAAAUAUACAACAGUCUCAGUACCGUCAAGAUAGUCCCCAAAAUUAUAAACCUUACAUAGAAUCACCGGCAAGAAGUACAAAUGCAAAUAUUACUGGAGAAACUCAGGCUAGAAACUCACCAGUCUAUGGUGUGAGGCAAGGAGAUCAGUCUGCAUGCCGUAAUUCUCCCUGUUACUCUCCAAGUAGAGUAUUACCACCAAAUGAGAGAAAUUAUCAUCAUCAAGAACCUAGACCAGAAUUUCCUACUAGAAAUUCUCCGAUAUAUUCCUCAAAUAGAUCAUCAGAACAUUUAAGAUUAAGUAAUUUACAGAAUGACAGAAAUUUCAUUCAAGAUGCAUCUGAUCCCCCUGAUACAUCAAAACCAUCGCCUAUAUAUUCAUCUAGCCGUAGCGAUUCUUCCAGAAUCAUAGCCAAUAACAAUAGCGUAAGAGGUACUCCGAAAGUAAGCCCAACCCAUAAUCAAGUAUCGUCCGACACAAUUGCACAAAACGUAAUUAAUUCGCCAAGACAUGUGUCACCAUCUUCCGCAAAUAAUACCAUCGGAAGCCCUUUACGUGGUCAGAUACAAACACCAGUGACUACUACGACACCAAUUGCCACAGAAACUGAUGCAAACGUUCACGGGCCCAGAAUCACCAGCCUUCCUCCAGGAGUGACUAGUGGUGUAGCUGGUCCGGUCUUUUUAAAUGCCGGUGUACCUGUAUUACAAAGGCCAUCCGAACCUGAACCCGAGGAGAGGAAGUCAGUUAGUCCACCAAUGAAACCGACAUCCGGCAAGGGGCUACUACCCUACAAUGUUAUACCACCUAGACCUUCCUACAAUCGAACAAGAGAUCCGUAGCAUCAUUUUAUCCGAGCUCAAAGUUCGAAAUUUCUAAGACAUUUAAAUGGAAAUUCAAUUCUAGUCGUUCUAAUGGUUUUAACCAGUAUUUUUCGAAUAAUUCUUACGAUAGUUGUGUUGAAUUCUAUUUGAACACUAGUUUAAGACGUAGGCAACGAGGAACGGAAAGAAUCACACGAGCGGAUAGGAACUUCAGUCGAGCGAGCCAAUGUCGAGAGGUAGGCUGGCGUUUAGGUAUCUGUCACACAUGUGGUGAAAAAGUAACAGGGGCAGGUCAGGCCUGCCAAGCCAUGGGCAAUCUUUAUCACACGAAUUGUUUCAUAUGCUGUUCUUGUGGAAGAGCGUUGCGCGGCAAAGCGUUCUAUAAUGUUCACGGCAGGGUAUACUGCGAGGAAGAUUAUUUGGUAUGUAAGACAGUAAUUGCAAUGGACGCGUGGUACGAUGACGUAGCUCAUAGAAUGUUGUUUUGUCCGCAGUACUCUGGCUUCCAACAAACUGCCGAGAAGUGCGCAAUUUGUGGCCAUCUCAUCAUGGAAAUGAUAUUACAAGCCAUGGGGAAAUCCUACCAUCCAGGGUGCUUUAGAUGUUGCGUCUGCAACGAAUGUCUUGACGGUGUUCCCUUCACGGUUGACGUUGACAAUAAAAUUUACUGUGUUAACGAUUAUCACAGAAUGUUCGCGCCAAAAUGUGCUUCCUGUGGAAAGGGAAUCACUCCAGUUGAGGGCACAGAGGAAACUGUGAGAGUUGUUUCUAUGGACAAAGAUUUUCACGUAGAUUGCUACGUUUGCGAGGAUUGCGGUAUGCAAUUGACCGACGAACCGGACAAACGAUGCUACCCACUCGAUGGUAGACUUAUGUGUCGUGCGUGCCACAUCCAACGUAUAUCUCAUACGCAACCCAGAGCACCACAGCCAGUAUCAGCUAGUUAUCAAUUUAUGGGAUAAAUUAAGUUGAAUAACUCUUAAGUCGAUUUUCUUAAAAUUAAUCUGCGUAUCAUCCAGUAAUGAACAUCGUUAAGAACUGACUGAACAAACCGACCUAUUACUAAGGUAAAAUUUAUACAUAUUUAUCGAUUUACGAAGUAGAAAUUUAUAAAGGACACAUAUACCGAUAUUUGCAAUAUAAUCAAUCAACGACUACAGAAGUAACGUAGCUUUAUUGUUCCUCUAAAACGUGAAGGUUUUAACGUAACGUAGCAAGACUGGAUAUUUACAGAAUCGAAAUACACUGCCUUUUGGGAUCAUUUA
Heterotrigona itama is the source of this 4170-nucleotide messenger RNA. Lineage: Eukaryota; Metazoa; Arthropoda; Insecta; Hymenoptera; Apidae. The record is from the annotation of a GenBank genome assembly.